This is a messenger RNA of Plasmopara halstedii, 198 nucleotides long. RefSeq lists its product as uncharacterized. The transcript has 2 exons. Bases 1 to 198 code for a protein of 65 amino acids. The record is from RefSeq and is a predicted model, not a curated record. NCBI's taxonomy places the organism in Eukaryota, Oomycota, Peronosporomycetes, Peronosporales, Peronosporaceae.
AUGGAAACCUCCCAAAUUCAGCAGGAAAAUGCCGAGAUCAUCAAAUCGACAAUGAAUUUUGCAAAAAGCGCGCCAUUUCGAGAUCGAAAGACUCCGCUGAACUCUGAUAUCAACACUUGUGUCACUAUCGAUAGCUCGCAAGGCAAAAGGCGACAGAUGGGUACUUCACGUCAAGAAAAAUCAAGAUGGUACGAUUGA